GCGAGUAAUUUUUUCCUUAGUGGUGUUUUAAUAGGACGGAAGAUGGCAGGUAGGGACGAGGAGGAAUUCGGGAGGAAGAAGAUGAAAAUGGGGAAGGAAAUCGACGGGAAGUGGCCUACAGUAAAACCUAAGAAGGACCUGAAGGUCAAUCGCCUCAAGAGCACCCAUCUCUUUACGAUAUCAAACUUCCUCACAGCUUAUGAAGCAAAGACCUUUAUUGAAGUUGCAGAGUUGAUCGGUUUCGUCCAUCAAGGGAGCCUGGGUCCUACCAAAGGCGAAGCUUACAGAGACAAUGAUCGCAUAUCUGUUAAUGACCCCAUUCUCGCGGAAAGCCUAUGGGAGUCUGGCUUGAAUAAAGUAUUUGACGACAUCAAACUUUAUGGGAAAGCGGCUGUUGGUUUAAAUCCAAAUAUUCGAUUCUAUAGAUAUAAAGUCGGCCAGAUGUUUGGAAGGCACAUUGAUGAGAGUGUAGAGCUUGAACAAGGCGGACGAACCUACUACACUCUACUAGUUUAUCUUAGUGGCGUUUUAAGUCCAAAAGGGAAGGCCAACCUUGGCACCAAUGACUCUUCAAUGCAACCCCUGGCGGGAGGGGAGACUGUGUUUUAUGAUCAAAGACAUGGGGUUGUCGCUGAGGUUUCUCCACAUGAGGGAAUGGCUCUUCUUCAUCUUCAUGGAGCCAAGUGCAUGUUGCAUGAAGCUCGUUCUGUGACGAAGGGUAUCAAAUAUGUAUUGCGCUCUGAUGUAGCUUUUGCAUAAUAAAGGUCUGAUGCACUCUGCAUGCGAGUUUUUUAUGCAAAAAAGAAAUUGUGUAAGCUGAAGGUCAGUUACAGGGCAACUCUCCUUUGGCAGACCAUUGAGAGGAAAACAAAUAAGCCAAUCCUCUGUUUCAACUCUGCCAAUGAAGAGGCGCCCUGAAACUGGCUUCGCUUAGCCUCGCGUUCUGCUCGCCGCCUUUCUCAGGUUCUAUCUUAUACUGCAAUCUCUCUUCUUAUAAUAAAAAAUUGUCUUAUAAUAAUUUUAUAAUUAGUUUUGGAAUUAAUUACAGCCGUCUCAUCCAACUAAAUUAAAUUUAAAUGGAGGAGUAGGAGCUCGUGACAUAAUAUUUUUUCUAUUUCUUGUUUGUGCGCUUUUGGUUUUUUUAUUCAAAGAUUUACAUAAGUACCAC
This is a messenger RNA of Phalaenopsis equestris, 1168 nucleotides long. RefSeq lists its product as uncharacterized. Gene Ontology annotation, molecular function: iron ion binding; procollagen-proline 4-dioxygenase activity; L-ascorbic acid binding. The transcript is spliced from 5 exons. NCBI's taxonomy places the organism in Eukaryota, Viridiplantae, Streptophyta, Magnoliopsida, Asparagales, Orchidaceae. Bases 43 to 759 code for a protein of 238 amino acids. Gene Ontology annotation, biological process: peptidyl-proline hydroxylation to 4-hydroxy-L-proline. Gene Ontology annotation, cellular component: endoplasmic reticulum. The record is from RefSeq and is a predicted model, not a curated record.